AUGCAAGUACAUUUGGACAGUGAAUGUAUUCCUGGAAAAUACGAUGAUCAGUGUACAAAUGAUUGCUCAGACAACUGUAAGGACAACACAUGCAUGAAAAGCAAUGGACAGUGUAUAGUAUGUGUUAAUGGAAAGUACGGUGGUACUUGUAACUUCGAUUGUUCUGACAACUGUAAAGACAAAGCAUGCAUGAAGGACAAUGGAUAUUGUCUAGAAUGCAAUCUUGGAAAACAUGGGAAUAUGUGUGAAUUGAAUUGCUCUGACAGCUGUACAGACAAAAACUGUAUGAAGAGCAAUGGACAUUGUAUAGGUCCGAAACAGCCAGACAGUUUUAAAACCAUUGCAGUCGGAAUAGGGAUCGGAUCUGGGGUAGUCAUUCUGGCUCUGGUUGUAUUGGUCAUCAUAUUGGUCAGACGUCUCUCAACGAACAAAGGAGACAACAUGAAUUCCACAAGUAUGGCAGAUUUGUCUCAGUCGGUCAGGCAACAUGAGUUACAUAGUAGCAAAGAUGAUACAUACGACAAGAUAGGAGCCUAUACCACGGAACCACCUAUUCAGACGAACACUGUUGAUGAAAAUUAUGAACAACUGGACCCUCUAAAGAGAGAACCUGCACAUGUUUACGAGACUACGACGACGGCUGUGCUGUAAAUGAGGGCAAAAAGACAAGGAUAUGGAGCCUAUUAAAACUCUAAAUACAUAUUAUGCACUGUAUACAUGUUAUCAUCAUAAUACUUUGCAAACACAUCAAGUCGUCAUCUAUCAUUAAGGGGGAGAUACAAGUCAUAUGGCACAUCUACUUGCAUAUAUAGCUCAGUAUAAUAUUUCACUUUAGCAACAACAAACAUACCCUUAUCACAUACCAAAAUGUUCGUAAGAACAUAAUGAUCAUUUAUAGACAAUAAUAUUUUUUUAAAUUUAACUAAAAAUGUUCAGAGAUCAUAUUUAAAUUUAUUGGAUGGUUGCAUCCCUGGCUUACACAAGAUAAUAAGUCCAUUUUCACAAAAAUGUUAUUUAAUUUCAUUAAUCCAUAGUUUAUGAAAACCUACAAAGGAGUUCACUCAAAAUCCAUUUACAAUGAAAUACUGAAACAAUUGUUUUAUGGUUGUUGACCAAAGUUGGCAACCAUUGUUUGCUAGAAGAUAGUCCAUGUAGUCAGUGAAGCAGAAAUUAUGGAGGCUCAAAACUGCAAAGCUGAAAAUAGCAAAACAAUAUUUCCUUCGGUUUUGGCUCAUUCCUCUUAAAACAUUGACAGCUUCAUUAUCUUCAAAUAUAGUUUCGAUUUCCAAUUUAGAUAAUUGUUAAGACAAUCUUUAAAAGAGGUAUCACCCUUUAUUUUAUCUUCAUUUCAAAAACUGUUCAGGGGUUUUCUCCCUGAUUUCUUCAAAGGUGGUCGUCUUUAAAUCUUCUUGGCUAAGUUAACAAAACAUGGAGCUGUUGUGCUCUCCAAAUCGGAAUUUUAUUUUGAUUAUAUUUAAAAGAACUAUUGCCCCAUUUUUCUUCAACGGUUAAUAAUGAUAAUAAUAUACAAUAUUUAUAUAGCGCCAUAUAUAAUUUGAUAAAUUAAUCUAACGCGCUUUACAACAUAUAAUGACAGUAUAAGCUAUCAUUGUGAAACAAAAACGGUUUACAAUCACCAUUGUACAUUAACCAAGAAGAUAAGUAUCGCAAUGUGCACAUAAAUGAAUAAAUAUAGGGUGGUAUUUACAUGACGUCUAGCAUUUCAAUAUUGUCCGGAGGUUCGUUCUUUCAAUUUUUUUUUUAUUUUCAUGAGGUGUGUCUGUGCUUCCCAAUUCAAAAUUAUUAAUUGAACAUAGUUUAAAUAGCUAUCUCUAUUGACAGAUUAUGCAAAGCCAAAUAAUAUAGUUACCUCGUGUAUGAAAUUCAUGUGAUAAUCUGCAGACAUGAGCUUUUUCUGUUCAAUGUACCUGUUGUGUAGAAAUCAAGAUAGAAUCUACAAAGUGUGAUAGGUACAUUUUUCACACCAGUAAACAUAUAGCUGUACAACUGAUCAAGUAUAUGACUUCCAUAAUUGUUGGUUGUCUGAAAAUAUAAGUUAACAAAACAUAAGUAAAAAUAACGUUAAUAAGCUUCAUUAUAAAGAUUGACUGAUUAUAUGCUCUGAGAUUUCAGUUAUCUUGACUAUAUUUCAUUCAAAUGAAUUUAGUGAAAUAUACACACUGUUGUAGAAUACUUAAACCCAUGCUGAUUAUCAAAUGUUUUCCUUGGUGCAAGGCCUGGAAAUUAUGUUUUUGAUAACCCGACUGACAUUAAUUUUAAAUCUUCUUUCUCUUUUUAACAAUAGUAAAAAAAAAACAGUUUGUUAUGCCUUGUUCACGUAUUCAACAUCAGAGUGAAUUGUCCAGUGAAUCACAUAUACUUGUAUACGGUUAUUAGAAAAUUCGUUGUUGAAAUUAAACCUCUGUUAUAGGUGUGAAAAUUACCUGCUGCAGUGCACUUUCUAUUGUUAGUGCAAGGACUUCAAUUACUUUGAAAUAAACAGUGGCUGUGUAAAAUUCAAAGCUGAGCAUGGGGUUUUGCUUUGAUCAGCUUCAACUGUUUCAACAAGUUGAACCAAAAAAGAAAGCACAGUCACAGACGGAAACCGGGGCUGACCUUUGGGUAUGGCACAUGUAAAUCAAGGGGUUUAUAUGUUUAUCAUGGAAUACAUUUUUGUCAUUAACACAGUCCAGUAAAUAUAAAACAUAAACUGAACAACUGUGUACCUGUUCUUUCACUAUUGUAUCUAUGGAUAAUAGUCCGUCCGACAGAUUUAACUCGGCGCCUUCCUGAUGUGCGAACACUUUGAGCAGAAGGUUCUUUUGUUUUUACCUGGAAAUAGUUUUUAGAAUUAUAUAUUGCAUUAAUUUCUCCAUUACUUUAUAGCAUCAAAGCAUGCCAAAUUAUUGAGAAAUAAAUUAUUGUUUUUCAAACAUAUAAAUCAGAAGAAGGUCUUGCACCAAUUAAAUAAUGUAAAAUCUAAAUGUGAAAUAAAAUGUUAUGAUUCAGUCAGUUACUAAAUUUUAUAAGAAUCACACGUUUGCAUACUGAACUCCGCUCGACCAAUCAACUUGUGUUUACCUGAUGCUUUUGCCUUAGACACCGUUGUAUUUUUCAUCUGUAUUGUUGGCAGUUCUCACGGGUUUCCACACAAAUGAAUGUGGUGGAUUUCCGUUACUACAGGAGGUCACUUAGUCCAUACAGCGAGAAAGUUGUCGGACCCCAAACCAAUGCUUGUAACCACGUGAGAAAAUGUUGAUCUGAUACGUUUAACACAAAACAAACACAUUAUAAAAAGUGUUAUAGGAGCGAUAAGGAACUGACUAUCUGCGAUCGACUAGCUAAAUGAUAAUAUAUGCAGCAUAUAUUGCAAAAUAUACAAGGAUCUCGAACGUAAUGAUAAUACAUGUAUUUAUGUGUAAAUUGUACCUGCUUGCAAAUGGACCUGUCCUUGGUUGAUUACCGGAUGUGUCCAACUACAUAUGUGCUAUUGUAUAUACUCCUCUUCCGAAGAACUACAAGUGUGUCAGUUGUAUACUUUUUGAGCAUUUAAGUAAAAUAUUGCAUAUUUCUAUGAUACAAUUAUUGUUAUCAUUUUGAGACUACAAUAUCAGUUUGAUUGAUGUUUU
Mizuhopecten yessoensis (Yesso scallop) is the source of this 3629-nucleotide messenger RNA. RefSeq lists its product as uncharacterized. The transcript has 6 exons. NCBI's taxonomy places the organism in Eukaryota, Metazoa, Mollusca, Bivalvia, Pectinida, Pectinidae. The record is from RefSeq and is a predicted model, not a curated record. Bases 1 to 651 code for a protein of 216 amino acids.